Molecule: messenger RNA, 913 nt
Organism: Drosophila simulans
Lineage: Eukaryota; Metazoa; Arthropoda; Insecta; Diptera; Drosophilidae
Product: serine protease grass
Exons: 4
Coding region: 36-872 (278 amino acids)
Biological process (GO): proteolysis
Molecular function (GO): serine-type endopeptidase activity
Source: RefSeq, a predicted model, not a curated record
CACUCAGUUCAGUAGGCAUAGAACAGUCACACGAAAUGAAGACAUCUCCGGCUUGGGUUGUCAUCGCCAUCUGCCUGAUCCUCCAGCAGAGGAUGGUGGACGCACAGUUCCUGAACCCGCUGUGCGGGGUUACCUAUGAAUUCCCAACGUCCGUGAGGAUCGUCAACGGAAAGGAAGCUGUGAUUAGAUCCGCACCGUUCAUGGUCUAUGUGACCAACAAUUCUAUAGUGCAUUGUGGAGGAUCGAUCCUAAACUCAAGAUACAUACUUACUGCCGCCCAUUGCGUUUUUCCCAAUCUGAGAUUGCGACUGGGGGAACACAAUAUAAGAACGGAUCCCGACUGUCAGGGAUCGAAUUGCUCUCCCCGUUCGGAGGAGUAUGGCAUCAUGAAGGCAAUAACCCAUCGAUAUUAUAACCCUGUCACCCAAGUCAACGACAUAGCUCUCCUGAAAGUGGACAGGAGUAUUAAUUUCAAUGUUCAUAUCCAGCCCAUUUGCAUACUCCUAAAUCCCGCUAGUGCGCCCAGUGUGGCUACAUACCAGGCCUUCGGCUGGGGACAUACCAAAAAAAAUGGGUUUCCCCAUUUGUUGCAGACCACGGAACUUAGGGCAUACGAAGCCGCUUACUGCAGCCGGAGUAUACGUGAUGCGUAUAUGACCGGAAACCAGAUUUGCGCCGGCCAUGAGGAACGGGAUACCUGUGCCGGCGACUCCGGCGGACCUCUGGUGACCAGGGUCGAUUUCGACGGAGUCAAACGCUACCUGCAGCUGGGCAUCGUGAGCUAUGGCCCAACGGAUUGCCAAAGCCCCGGAGUCUAUACAUAUGUGCCAAAUUACAUUAAUUGGAUUCGGAGGGCAAUGCUGAUUAAUUGAAAUUAAUGACAUUUUAAUGAAUAAAAAACGUAUUUAUUCGA